Molecule: messenger RNA, 3146 nt
Organism: Coregonus sp. 'balchen'
Lineage: Eukaryota; Metazoa; Chordata; Actinopteri; Salmoniformes; Salmonidae
Source: the annotation of a GenBank genome assembly
AUGGAUACAAAAGUAAUUUCUAGUCUUUGGACUAGAUAUUGAGUUGAUCAUAUCUCUUCUCUUUGCACCACAGUUUGCUGUCAUUCUCCUGCUGGUGUUUGUCACAGAAGUUGUUGUGGUGGUUCUUGGCUAUAUCUACAGAGCAAGGGUUAGUAUUUACAUUUUACAUUUUAGUCAUUUAGCAGACGCUCUUAUCCAGAGCGACUUACAGUUAGUGAAUGCAUACAUUUAUUUUAUUUAUUUUUUCCUACCCCCUGUGGGAAUCGAACCCACAACCCUGGCGUUACAAACGCCAUGCUCUAUCAACUGAGCUACAUCCCUGCCGGCCAUUCCCUCCCCUACCCUGGACGACGCUGGGCCAAUUGCGCGCCGCCCCAUGGGUCUCCCGGUCGCGCCGGCUACGACAGAGCCUGGAUUCGAACCAGGAUCUCUAGUGGCACAGCUAGCACUGCGAUGCAGAGCCUUAGACCACUGCGCCACUCGGGAGACCCGAGUAUUGACCCAAGUAUUGGCCUACUGUCUAGUGUCUAAUCACACAGUUACAAUAGGGAAGGAUGAAGGGGAAUGCAGUUUGUUAGCAUUUAAUAUGAAUUUUAUAAUUCUUGCACAGAUUAAAUUGACGUUGUUGCUUGUACUCAGGUGGAAGAUCAGGUGAACCACUCCAUUCAGAAGGUGUAUGAUGAAUAUAAUGGCACCAACACAGACGCCCCCAGCCGUGCCAUCGACUAUGUGCAGAGACAGGUGAGAACAACACUACUGGAUUUAAAAAAAGAUGACUAUAGGUGAGUUUGCAGGUGCCCACAGCCGUCUCACUCUCUCUCUCCUCCCGCCCUCUCCCCCGUCAUAGCUCCACUGCUGUGGCAUCCACAACUACUCUGACUGGAGGAAUACUCGCUGGUUCAAGGAGUCCAGAAACAACAGUGUUCCAGUCAGCUGCUGUAAACCCAACAUCAGCAACUGUACUGGAACCAUGAGCCGGCCUGGCGAUCUCUACCCAGAGGUAAGAGAACACGCACACACAAGCGUUUCCAUGUGCAGGUUAAUAUACAAACGAAAAUAAAUAUAGUCUAUAAAGGGACCUUUGUAGCUCAGUUGGUAGAGAAUUGCGCUUGUAACACCAGGGUAGUGGGUUUGAUUCCCAGGACCACACCAACGUAAACUGUAUGCCCGCAUGACUGUAAGUCGCUUUGUAUAAAAGUGUCUGCUAAAUGGCAUAUAUUAUAAAUCCCAUUGGCUAUGCAGGGAGGUUGGUUCAGGUUGUCUUUCAAUCGCAUCAUCUCUCUACGGGCGGCAGGUUGCUUAGUGGGUAAGAGCGGUGUGCCAGUAACCGAAAGGUCACUGGUUCUAAUCCCCGAGCUGACUAGGUGAAAAAUCUGUCGAUGUGCUCUUAAGCAAGGCACUUAACCCUAAUUGCUCCUGUAAGUCGCUCUGGAUAAGAGCGUCUGCUAAAUGACUAAAAUGUAAAAAUGUACUAUGCCUGUCUGUCUUGAGCUUGUGCUCUCACUAGCAAAUUUACAGCAUUGUAUCAACUGGUACCGGCCCACAAGGUUUCCUGCACCAGUGAGUCUGAAAAGUCUUCACUGUAUUUAAAAGAGAAUUUACAGACAUGUCAUACAAGUCCACAAAGGAGGAAUAUUUAGAUUAAGUAAUUUUGCUUCCCUCCUAAUCUAAUGCCUAGUCAAGUAGCUUAAAAAUGCUGGAAACCGUGCAAAUCAAGCUAGCUAGUUAGCUAACUAGCUACUGUACCAAGGAUGUUUAAAAAUAAAUAAAUACAAAUAAUAAUAAUUAACACUGAAACAGAGGAGAUGGAGACAUGCAUUUUGCAAGGAGCCACCGUUCACUUGGUAGGCUCUCAUUUCUCCUUGCAUAUUUAUUGUAGUCACUUGCAUGUGGUGUCAAUUUAAUUGUCAUUGGGCACUCCUAGAAAACCAUUACCUAACACAUGACGGCAUUCAAAUUGAUUUCUAUUUGAUUUGGUUGGACAUUCGACCGGCACAUUUCUUUCCUAAAGAAAAUACUGACACACACACACACACACACACACACACACAUGCAUGUUUUUAAUAUUUUUCUUUUUUCCUCUAGGGCUGUGAAGCUCUUGUUGUGAAAAAGCUGAAAGAAAUAAUGAUGUAUGUCAUUUGGGCUGCUCUGACCUUCGCAGCUAUACAGGUAAACAACUAUAUGGGAUAGAAAUGUGAUAUUUGAUAACAUCUGAACCAUGUGUACCAGGAGCAUGUUAACUAGAGCUGCAGUAAUGUCAUCCUGCAGUGGAGAGUCUCUAGUCUAGUAGGCCUUGAGCUGCUGCUGAGAAGUUGACCUGAUUGUGUCAAAUCGCUUUUUCAAUUUUUCAACGCUACCUUACAACAUGGGUUCUGCUGACCAGUCACUGCCCUUCUCCUUAUGAGGAUAACUUGCUCUAUUUACGGCGUCACUGGAUGCAUAGUAAUUAUGAAAUGGAUGUUCAAAUGCAUUCGCAUGAGUCAUAACAGUGAAUGCUGCAGGUAUCCAAAACAGCCACUGCUGCCUUUGGGAUGGGGGAGAUCAGGAAGAAUCAGAUCCACCAAAAAGGUGUAAAGUGGUAGAAAACUCGAGGUUGAAGCACUCUAGUGGGUUUUAAUAUAGAAAGCCUUUAUUCUCCAUGCAUAAAGAGCAUUAAAAACCCACCCUGAUGAAGGCAUGCGCCACAUUGUGCAGGUGUUAAUGCUCAUUGUACCGGGUUAAUGAAGACUAGAGUGCCUCAACCUGGAUUUUUUUCUACCUUAUUUGUAGGUAUGAUUCUUCUGGUUCUCCUUCUUGUUCUACUUCAUUCGAAGAACUUCACUGCACACACCAACUUCUCUUCAGUUAAUUGAAUCACGUGUGAUGGCAUGGCACAAGGCUGGGACAGAAACCCUGCACUAAUGUUGCUCUGGGAGCAGGACUCCUGGAAAUUCUAGUCUCUCGCGACAAGACUUUGAGUAGCUGGGCCAGUGCACGUGAAAUUUGAUUCUGGGUUGCCGGGAUGAUGAAAAUGCUAACUAUGCGUACUGUUGUAUUCCUCCAUCUGCCCGUAGAUGCUGGGGAUGCUGUGUGCCUGUGUAGUGCUGUGCAGGAGGGGUCACGACCCGGCCUAUGAGCUACUGGUCACCGGAGCAACCUACGCAUGA